UACCCGAUCCGUACCUGAAACACGAUUUGUACUGCGCAUGUGCGAAAACACAAGUUUUGCUCUGCGCAGGCGCACGCUUGCUGCCACUUCCUGCCACCGCCAACUUUUUACGACGUCUUGUAGUGAUAUGGAUUCUUUUGCAUUUUACACACAACUUCAAAGGUUUCUCUUAAAAGGAGAAAUUCUUGACAGUUCUACUUAUCAUCGGAAGGUGAGACGGGUGUCUCCGAAUUUUAUCAUCAAAAUGUUUUCCUCAACAGUGUGCAGGGAAUUCCAAUGUCAUCUACAUGCUGAUGUAUGCUCUCAGUACCUGUACAUCCUGCCCAUUAACAUUCACAGAGGAAGACGUGCCAUUGAUUCACCAGUGGUGGUGCAUUCAGUUGAUGGAGAGGUUUUGCCUAGAAGGGCAUGGACAGAGAUUUGCUCAUUGGACAGAAGACGCAUCCCAGCUCCUUCAGGGAACCCUUGAGCCUUUUCUUAGAGUGUCAAAAUCCACCACCAGACAGUCAACCAGCAGAAGAGUUGUGGUUGAAGAGGACACUGAUAAAGUGCAACAGCCACCCACUGUAAGACACCUGCAUAAAGCUUGGUACUGGGGAAACGAUCACAGAGACUUAUUCCGUGGUGAGGUGACAGAGCCUACUUUUCCACAGAUGAACAGUGAAGAUCAACAAAAUGCACUCAGGAAGGCCCAGGGGAGUGAAUUCCCUGAGGCAAAGGAUGCCUUUUUGUUUGUAUUUCAGUCUCAAUGUGAUAUGGAAACAUUUUUUUCAUACUGUGUCGAUGAACAAGGCCUGAAGGUCAAUGCCAUGUUCCUCAGUCAGAAAUUGUAGUAGACGAAUGAGUGGGUGAGAGAGAAAGACUGAGGGAGGGAAAAAAUGAAUUAAUGAAGAAUGGAAGCAGUGAAUUCAUUGAGUAAAUACAUGAAUAUUGUGUUUUUUGUUUUGUUUUU
Labeo rohita (rohu) is the source of this 952-nucleotide messenger RNA. Its product is annotated as structural maintenance of chromosomes protein 5-like. The record is from RefSeq and is a predicted model, not a curated record. The transcript has 6 exons. Bases 288 to 833 code for a protein of 181 amino acids. NCBI's taxonomy places the organism in Eukaryota, Metazoa, Chordata, Actinopteri, Cypriniformes, Cyprinidae.